AUGCCCGCAGGAGAGAUCUACGAGGGCGAGAAGAACGAGAAAGAGAAGAGAGAACAAACUGAGUUCAACACCAAUCUGGGUAAAGUGAUCGACACCCUCCGAGAAGACUACGCCACCAUGCUCGACGAGCCGCUGAACUUCGAGAUCUACACACCUGACUUGCAGCUGCGCGAUCCGUCGGGCGUCGUUCUCACGGGUUUGCCGGCGUACAAGCGCAUGUUCGGGACGUUUCGCUUCGUGCGGAAGACCCUUGUCCAUGACGUCUCGACGGUUUUCCGUCUCUCGUACGACGGGUCCAGACAGCAGGUGCGCAUAACCUGGCACUUGGUUCUGGACGCAACGCCGAUGGUGGUGAGACCGGUGCACCUGGACGGCACGAGCGUGUACGGCCUCAGCACGGAGGGCCUGGUCCGGCGGCACGACGUGGAGACGAUCAUCGUCAACGGCACCCCGGUCAAGCCUCCGUUCGCGCAGGCCUGGAUGCAGCUCCCCUCCUGGGUGACGCAGGGGCGCAGCGGCGGCGUGGCGGGGGCCCCGGGUAUGAUAAGCGUCAGCAGCAGCAGCGGCGACGUCUGGGGGGGGAUGGACGACUUCAACCGGAGCGGCAGAAGAAGGAGUGGGGGUAACUUCGAGAGAAGAAUACCUGUGGACCUGAGCGGGACGGCGAUGGCGUUUCAGGGCUUAGCGGGGGUGCGGGCUGCAAGCAUCACGAGACGAAAAAAGGAAUCGGGGAAUGGGGGGGGUGCGUCGUCGUCGCCGCCUGACGGGAGGGGGGGCAGCGACCAAGACAAGGAUGACACCAGCAGCCGUGGUGACACGACAAACGACGAAAGAAAUCUCGCGAGGAACAAGAAGAAGAAGAAGAAGAAGAAGGGGAUGUGGCCGAUAGACUAUAAAGGGCCCCUGGCGUGCGAGACGAGCUUUGACUGCACCGGGGGCUACGUCUGCUGCGACCUGGUCGUGGUGAAGAUCUGCUGCAGCAACGGCGUUAUGCAAAGAAAGCCCGGAGACCUCAUACCGUCCUUGAUACCAAUACCAGGCAGAGGGAGGACGGAGUUGGACCAAUGUCAGCGUCAGCUGGCACCGCAGUAACGCAAGAAUUUUAUUUUUUCAUUUUCCAAGUGUGUUGUGUUACUGCGGUCCCCAAAUCUGUGGCGGUCUCGAGGGGGAUAACACCCAAUUGCUGCCGAUGGUGUUGGUAGUGGGGGGUUGCUUUUGCCUCUCCCCCGAGGAUUUGUAAGCUUGCGGAGGAUAAGCCGCUAAGGUGGAAUGCACAUGCGGGCGCGGUGAUAAGAACGUGACCAGCCCCUAGCGAAUUGUGUUUGCCACAGCAGCAAGAUACGUAACGAAGAAUUGGUGGUGUGGAUACGUAACGAAGAAUUGGUGUUGUGAUGCGUGUGCCUUUUUGCUUUCAAGACACCGCAUGUCACGAUGACCCUCAAGAUAUUGCUAGAUUUAUCGCGUGUUCCCGGAGAAAAUAAAUACUCAGGGUAGAUACUUUUUGUGUUUCGUGUUGCAGUGUUGUUCCUGAUAAAACUUUGUGAGCAUGCGCUGUACGUUCUAGUCAAAAGAGGAGCAGUGCUAGAUGUGAUUUUUGUAUUAUAAGGGAAACCCAGCUAGCGGCAGUAUCGGGUGUA
This is a messenger RNA of Ectocarpus siliculosus, 1637 nucleotides long. Lineage: Eukaryota; Phaeophyceae; Ectocarpales; Ectocarpaceae. The record is from the annotation of a GenBank genome assembly.